Molecule: messenger RNA, 1952 nt
Organism: Schistosoma haematobium
Lineage: Eukaryota; Metazoa; Platyhelminthes; Trematoda; Strigeidida; Schistosomatidae
Exons: 9
Coding region: 142-1227 (361 amino acids)
Source: RefSeq, a predicted model, not a curated record
AUUUGAAUUUUAUUUUAUACAGUAAAAUAAAGAAUCAUUAUUGAAUUAAUAAAAAUCAAUAAUUAUUAUUAUCAUUGAUUUAUAAGAAUAAAUAAAAGUAAUUGAAUUACCUGUAACCUACUUACUAUCACUGAUGUUAAAAUGAGUGUGAAAGGAUUUUUUAAAAGUGUAUUAAAUCCUGAUGCGAAAGUUGGGGAACAAGAAGAAACUGGGACCACCGGGGCCACAUCAACAACAACUUCAUUGUCUAGUUCAGCUACAGCUGGAGUAAAUAAUUUUCUAUCUGGUACAUCCAAAUUUCUUGAUUCUGUUCAAACAAAAAAGAAUGGUUUAAUUAAUGAUUUAUCGAAUAAACUAACGUCAUUGAAAAUGCCCGGCGAACAGUCGACCAAUGAGAGUGCGAAGAAAAAGAAAUCUAGGAGUAAUGAUGAUGAUGAUGACAGUUCAGCCAGUGAAUAUGGAGAUGAUGGUGAUUGUCCAAUGUAUGCAGAAGUAGCUCCAGUAGAACGUCAAGUAUCAGUUGAAAGUAUAGACAGUUUGCCAGAUGAAGAUGCUGAACGACGUAAAUCGGAAAUUCGUGCCUUAGUUUCGGAUUUACUUCAACAAAGCUUGAUCAAUGAGAAAAUGGUGAAGAAUUUCAGAGAUUUCAUUGUGAGGCAUAGUGGUCGUUCAAGAUUUGCCAAAGAACUAAAAUCUCAAACAAAGGGUAUGAAAUGUAUACCUAAUCAACUUCUGGAACAAUUGGCUUUAUUCAUUGGUCCAUUAUUAAAUCAAUGUAGCGAAAAUGAAGAUUAUACUCCAGCUUAUAUCAUUAUGCAUUUAAGUUUCUCAUUAUACCAUGAAACUGUCUCUUCAAAUGGUACCGCUGAGCAAAAAUAUCUUUAUGUAUUAUUGAAAGAUCAAGUGAUUUGGCAGUCAAUGAGGUUCUGGAAUGCUGCCUUUUUCAUCGCUUUACAACGUGAACGGGCUGAACGUCAAAGAUAUCCAGUCAUUGAAGGCGAUGAUCCAAUCCAAGCGGAAACUGACUUUCAAAACGACAUUGCAUAUUCACAGUUAAGCAAAUUUCUAUGGCGUAUGUAUACUUUAGGAAUGGGACAAGAAUUAUGUAUGGACUUUCUACGUAAACAAGCCAGUGCAACCAAUUUACCGAAUGAUCUAGUCAAAAUAAUUCAGAAAAAUUCUCAACACUUCUUUGAAACCACUAGUCCUAAUGAAGUACCACAAUGAAUAAUAAUAAUAUCAAUUAAAUAAUCCAAGAUUUGAUCAUUGUUACAUAAAUAUUGAUUAAUAAUAUUUCUUUCAUUAUUUCAUUUAUCUGAAACAGGCAACAAUUUAUAAAUUGCUUAUUAUUACGUAAUCACAUUAAUCCCCUUUUUCUCUAUGAUUACAAUCAUGGUAAAUCUAUGUUUUGUUGUUUGUUUGUUUAUCUAUCUGUCCGUCUAUCUAAUUGUUUGUCAUGUCAUCAGUAUUAUUGAUUGUUUAUUGUCAACUGUUUAAUUUGUUUGUUUUUCAAUGAUUUGUUCAAGUUACAUUUGACUUUUCAAAGUUCUUUUUAAGUUUAUGUUUGACUAUUGUGUAGGUACAUAAGUAGUAUUUAAUAAUUUGUCUGAUUUUAAUCUUGCAUUUUGCUUAUAUCUUGCUUUAUACUCACAUUCAUUUGUCAUUGUUAAUAGAAAAAGAAAAAAAAUCAUGAUGGUUACUUACUACUGAAAAGAAUGUUUUUAUCCAUUUGAACAAUAAGCUAUAAGGUUUUUUAAUACUUUUAAACAAUAUAAUAUAAUGGAAUGGAUUAUCUGGAGGUUGGUUCAAUUCUCAAGAUGAUAUUCAUUAUAGAUUGUUUAUAGUUGAGGUGUGAUUUUAAAUUAAGGGAUGUUGACUGACCUCUUAACAAAGCACGCAUAGAACACUGUCUAAGAUUGAAUCUGAAAACUUCAGUCGUUAUUUAAUGUAGA